UCAGGACAUGGGUUCUACUAUCAUCACUUGUCUCUUUCUCUUUACCAACUAAGUUUUCUUAAAAAAAAAACAAUGGCAUUAUCAAAUAUGCUUUUGCUUUCUACAGUCUUAUUGUUUUCCCUAAUGGCAAUCUCAGACGCUAAUUUCUACCAAAAUUUUGACAUAACUUGGGGCGAUGGACGAGCUAAGAUACUCAAUGGAGGCCAGCUUCUCACACUGUCUCUUGAUAAGGCAUCUGGGUCUGGCUUUCAGUCCAAGAAUGAGUACUUAUUUGGCAGAAUUGACGUGCAGAUUAAACUGGUUCCAGGCAACUCAGCUGGCACUGUCACAACAUUUUAUUUAUCCUCUCAAGGACCAAAUCAUGAUGAGAUCGAUUUUGAGUUUUUGGGCAACUCAUCUGGAGAUCCAUACAUUCUCCACACCAAUGUGUAUAGCCAAGGGAAAGGAAACAGAGAACAACAAUUCUAUCUCUGGUUUGAUCCCACAUUGACCUUUCACACAUACUCCAUUGUAUGGAAUGCUCAAAAGAUCAUUUUCAUGGUGGAUAACAUACCCAUCAGAGUGUUUAACAACUUAGAAUCAAUCGGAGUGCCAUUUCCCAAUAAGCAACCCAUGAGGAUUUAUUCAAGCCUUUGGAAUGCUGAUGACUGGGCAACAAGGGGAGGGCUAGUGAAGACUGAUUGGACAAAUGCUCCUUUUAUUGCCUCUUACAGAAAUUUUAAAGCCAAUGCUUGUGUUUGGUCUUCUGGGUCUCCUUGUGCCUUAACCUCCACCAAUUCAUUGCAGGACAGUAAAUGGCAAGUUCAAGAACUUGAUGCCUCAGGCAGGAACCGGCUGCGGUGGGUGCAGAAAAAGUAUAUGAUAUAUAACUAUUGCUCUGAUUAUAAACGCUUCCCUCAAGGUCUUCCAUCUGAAUGCAAGAGAUCAAGAUUCCUCUAAAUUAAGACGCUACUGCUUGCCUAAUUGUCCUUGGCUUCUUUCUUUCAUUUUUUCCCUUGAUAGGUCAAUUUGGCUAGACAAUUUAUUAUUAUUUAUUCUUUCGUGACAUUUAUUUAUUCCUUAUUCAUUCUAUAAUAUAUAAUACAUUGUAAUGUCAAAUUAUAUAUUAACUAGAUGAAGGUUUGCCUAUUGGAG
Molecule: messenger RNA, 1134 nt
Organism: Jatropha curcas
Lineage: Eukaryota; Viridiplantae; Streptophyta; Magnoliopsida; Malpighiales; Euphorbiaceae
Product: xyloglucan endotransglucosylase protein 1
Biological process (GO): xyloglucan metabolic process; cell wall biogenesis
Cellular component (GO): apoplast; cell wall
Molecular function (GO): xyloglucan:xyloglucosyl transferase activity; hydrolase activity, hydrolyzing O-glycosyl compounds
Source: RefSeq, a predicted model, not a curated record